CCUCACACACACACACACACACACUCUUUUCAUUCACGACUCUCACUCCUCAUCUCUCUCUCUCACUGAGGCUUGGAACUUUUCAAGCUUUUGAAAAUGAGCUCUCAGCUUUUCAGAUCCGCUUCCAGAGCUGCCAGGUCCUUCCUCUCUGCUCCCAAGACCUCUCGCUUCUUCUCCGAAGGACAAGCUGUAGCUACUGCAGCAGCAGUAACCUUACGUGGAAAGGUGCCUGCCUUUGCUUCCAAUUUUGGAAGAGCUGGUUCUGAAAAUGCAUCUUGGAUUUCAGCAGCCCUCGCUGUUCCUGCUGCAGCUUACAUGCUCCUAGACCAGGAGGUUCAUGCUGCAGAGUAUGAGCGCACUUUCAUUGCUAUCAAGCCUGAUGGAGUUCAAAGAGGACUGAUUUCAGAAAUCAUAGCUCGAUUUGAGAGGAAGGGUUUCAAACUUGUAGGCAUUAAAGUAGUUGUUCCUUCAAAGGAUUUCGCACAGAAGCAUUAUCAUGAUCUAAAGGAAAGACCAUUUUUCAGUGGCCUUUGCGACUUCCUUAGCUCUGGACCUGUGAUUGCUAUGGUCUGGGAAGGAGAAGGAGUGAUCAAGUAUGGCCGUAAACUCAUUGGAGCUACAGACCCACAAAAAUCAGAACCAGGAACUAUCAGAGGUGAUCUGGCUGUUGUUGUUGGGAGAAAUAUCAUUCACGGUAGUGAUGGUCCGGAGACUGCUAAAGACGAAAUCAACCUGUGGUUUAAACCAAAUGAGUUGGUUAGCUACACCAGCAAUUCAGAGAAGUGGGUGUAUGGAGUCAACUAGUGACGUUUUUUGUUUUCUAAGAUCUUCCGGCGACGUAGAUCCCACAUGAAGAGUGGGGAAAGUAGAGAUUAUUGUUAGAAUAAAAUGUUUUCAUUGAGGUGAGUUGAAAUUGUUGCUUUUCAAUGAAUACAAUUCUUAAUGAAAUUUCAAAUAAUCCUGUUUUGGUGUCUCAA
Rosa rugosa (rugosa rose) is the source of this 977-nucleotide messenger RNA. RefSeq names its product nucleoside diphosphate kinase 3-like. Lineage: Eukaryota; Viridiplantae; Streptophyta; Magnoliopsida; Rosales; Rosaceae. Gene Ontology annotation, molecular function: nucleoside diphosphate kinase activity. The coding region runs from base 97 to 804 and encodes 235 amino acids. The record is from RefSeq and is a predicted model, not a curated record. Gene Ontology annotation, biological process: GTP biosynthetic process; CTP biosynthetic process; UTP biosynthetic process. The transcript is spliced from 7 exons.